Messenger RNA from Hyaena hyaena (striped hyena), 5095 nucleotides. It is a transcript of the gene PTPRT, whose product is annotated as protein tyrosine phosphatase receptor type T. The coding region runs from base 1 to 4695 and encodes 1564 amino acids. Gene Ontology annotation, biological process: protein dephosphorylation. NCBI's taxonomy places the organism in Eukaryota, Metazoa, Chordata, Mammalia, Carnivora, Hyaenidae. Gene Ontology annotation, molecular function: protein binding; protein tyrosine phosphatase activity. The transcript is spliced from 36 exons. The record is from RefSeq and is a predicted model, not a curated record. Gene Ontology annotation, cellular component: membrane.
AUGCCCCUUUAUGCGUCCCGGGAGCGAGUUUCAGGGCCCUCUACCUGGGAAGCCACGGAGAGUCUCUCACUGUCCUGUUACCUUUCCGAGGCCCUGGCAACAGGGUUCAGGGCCGUUUUCUCAAGAAUGAGUUCUGUGGUACGAAAACAUUUGGCGUUCUGGAUAGAGUUCAUGAUGGGGUCGGGGGUUUCUGUUACCAGUGGCCCUGUGGAGACAUUCUCGGGUGGGAAAGCCAGGCUGCAGAUGGGGAAGCGGCUGGCCGGGGCAGCCCAGGUUUGCGAGGCGGAGCUACACCAGGAGGUAUUUAUUCCUAUCUUUUUUUUGUCUGCAGGUGGCUGUUCCUUUGAUGAACACUACAGCAACUGUGGUUAUAGCGUGGCCCUGGGGACCAACGGGUUUACCUGGGAGCAGAUUAACACGUGGGAGAAACCAAUGCUGGACCCUGCGGUGCCCACAGGAUCCUUCAUGAUGGUGAACAGCUCUGGGAGGGCCUCUGGCCAGAAGGCCCAUCUUCUCCUGCCGACCCUGAAGGAGAAUGACACCCACUGUAUCGAUUUCCAUUACUACUUCUCCAGCCGUGACAGGUCCAGCCCGGGAGCCUUGAAUGUCUAUGUGAAGGUGAAUGGUGGACCCCAGGGGAACCCUGUCUGGAACGUGUCUGGGGUCGUCACGGAGGGCUGGGUGAAGGCAGAGCUUGCCAUCAGCACCUUCUGGCCACAUUUCUACCAGGUGAUAUUUGAAUCCGUCUCUCUGAAGGGUCAUCCUGGCUACAUCGCUGUGGACGAGGUCCGGGUCCUUGCUCAUCCAUGCAGAAAAGCACCUCACUUUCUGCGGCUCCAAAAUGUCGAGGUGAAUGUGGGGCAGAAUGCCACAUUUCAGUGCAUCGCUGGUGGGAAGUGGUCUCAGCAUGACAAACUUUGGCUCCAGCAAUGGAAUGGCAGGGACACGGCCCUCAUGGUCACCCGCGUGGUCAACCACAGACGCUUCUCGGCCACGGUCAGCGUGGCGGACACUGCCCAGCGGAGCGUGAGCAAGUACCGCUGUGUGAUCCGCUCCGACGGUGGCUCCGGCGUGUCUAACUACGCUGAGCUGAUUGUGAAAGAGCCUCCCACACCCAUCGCCCCCCCAGAGCUGCUGGCCGUAGGGGCCACCUACCUGUGGAUCAAGCCAAAUGCCAACUCUAUCAUCGGGGAUGGCCCCAUCAUCCUGAAGGAAGUGGAGUACCGCACCACCACGGGCACCUGGGCUGAGACCCACAUAGUUGACUCUCCCAACUAUAAGCUGUGGCAUCUGGACCCUGACGUGGAGUAUGAGAUCCGAGUGCUGCUCACACGACCGGGGGAGGGAGGCACAGGGCCGCCAGGGCCCCCGCUCACCACUAGAACCAAGUGUGCAGACCCUGUGCACGGCCCGCAGAACGUGGAGAUAGUGGACAUCCGCGCCCGGCAGCUGACCCUGCAGUGGGAACCCUUUGGCUAUGCGGUGACCCGCUGUCACAGCUACAACCUCACGGUGCAGUACCAGUACGUGUUCAACCAGCAGCAGUACGAGGCCGAAGAGGUCAUCCAGACCUCGUCCCACUAUACACUGCGGGGCCUGCGCCCCUUCAUGACCAUCCGGCUGCGGCUCCUGCUGUCCAACCCCGAGGGCCGGAUGGAGAGCGAGGAGCUGGUGGUGCAAACGGAGGAGGAUGUUCCAGGAGCUGUUCCCCUAGAAUCUAUCCAAGGAGGGCCCUUUGAGGAGAAGAUCUACAUCCAAUGGAAACCUCCCAAUGAGACCAACGGGGUCAUCACACUGUAUGAGAUCAACUACAAGGCUGUUGGCUCCCUGGACCCGAGUGCCGACCUCUCCAGCCAGCGGGGGAAGGUGUUCAAGCUGCGGAAUGAAACCCACCACCUCUUUGUGGGUCUGUACCCAGGGACCACCUACUCCUUCACCAUCAAGGCCAGCACAGCAAAGGGCUUUGGGCCCCCUGUCACUACAAGGAUUGCCACCAAAAUUUCAGCUCCAUCGAUGCCGGAAUACGACACAGAUGCCCCACUGAAUGAAACGGACACGACCAUCACGGUGAUGCUGAAGCCUGCUCAGUCCCGGGGAGCCCCUGUCAGUGUUUAUCAGCUGGUUGUCAAGGAGGAGCGACUUCAGAAAUCACGGAGGGCAGCUGAUAUCAUUGAAUGCUUUUCGGUGCCUGUGAGCUAUAGGAAUGCCUCCAGCCUUGAUUCUCUACACUACUUUGCUGCUGAAUUGAAGCCUGCCAACCUGCCUGUCACCCAGCCAUUUACAGUGGGUGACAACAAGACAUACAAUGGAUACUGGAACCCUCCUCUUUCCCCUCUGAAGAGCUACAGCAUCUACUUCCAGGCACUCAGCAAAGCAAAUGGAGAGACCAAAAUCAACUGCGUUCGCCUGGCUACGAAAGCACCAAUGGGCAGCGCCCAGGUGACCCCGGGGACUCCACUCUGCCUCCUCACCACAGGUGCCUCCACUCAAAAUUCUAACACCGUGGAGCCAGAGAAGCAGGUAGACAACACCGUGAAGAUGGCUGGUGUCAUCGCCGGCCUCCUCAUGUUCAUCAUCAUUCUCCUGGGUGUCAUGCUCACCAUCAAAAGGAGAAGAAAUGCUUAUUCCUACUCCUAUUACUUGUCCCAAAGGAAGCUGGCCAAGAAGCAGAAGGAGACACAGAGUGGAGCCCAGAGGGAGAUGGGGCCCGUGGCCUCAGCUGACAAACCCACCACCAAGCUCAGUGCCAGCCGCAACGAUGAAGGCUUCUCCUCUAGCUCUCAGGACGUUAAUGGAUUCACAGAUGGCAGCCGUGGGGAGCUGUCCCAGCCCACCCUCACGAUCCAGACUCACCCCUACCGGGCCUGCGACCCCGUGGAGAUGAGCUAUCCCCGGGACCAGUUCCAGCCCGCCAUCAGGGUGGCUGACCUGCUGCAGCACAUCACCCAGAUGAAGAGAGGCCAGGGCUACGGGUUCAAGGAGGAAUAUGAGGCCUUGCCGGAGGGGCAGACAGCUUCAUGGGACACAGCCAAAGAGGAUGAAAAUCGCAAUAAGAAUCGAUAUGGAAACAUCAUAUCCUAUGACCAUUCCCGAGUGAGGCUGCUGGUGCUGGAUGGAGACCCGCAUUCUGACUACAUCAACGCCAACUACAUUGAUGGAUACCAUCGGCCUCGGCACUACAUUGCAACUCAGGGUCCAAUGCAGGAGACAGUCAAGGACUUUUGGAGAAUGAUCUGGCAGGAGAACUCAGCCAGCAUCGUCAUGGUCACAAACCUCGUGGAAGUGGGCCGGCGCCCAGCGGAACACACUGUGGGAAAUGCCACUGUAGGCCGCGCGGCGUCCCCCGGAAUGGUGAAGUGUGUGCGAUACUGGCCAGAUGACACAGAGGUCUAUGGAGACAUUAAAGUCACCCUGAUUGAAACAGAACCCCUGGCAGAAUAUGUCAUACGCACCUUCACAGUCCAGAAGAAAGGCUACCACGAGAUCCGGGAGCUCCGCCUCUUCCACUUCACCAGCUGGCCUGACCACGGCGUCCCCUGCUAUGCCACCGGCCUCCUGGGCUUCGUGCGCCAAGUCAAGUUCCUCAACCCCCCCGAGGCGGGGCCCAUAGUGGUCCACUGCAGUGCUGGGGCCGGGAGGACUGGCUGCUUCAUCGCUAUUGACACCAUGCUUGACAUGGCCGAGAAUGAAGGGGUAGUGGACAUCUUCAACUGUGUGCGUGAGCUCCGGGCACAGAGGGUCAACCUGGUGCAGACAGAGGAGCAGUAUGUGUUUGUGCACGAUGCCAUCCUGGAAGCCUGCCUCUGCGGCAACACCGCCAUCCCCGUGUGUGAGUUCCGCUCUCUCUACUACAACAUCAGCAGGCUGGACCCCCAGACCAACUCCAGCCAAAUCAAAGAUGAAUUUCAGACCCUCAACAUUGUGACUCCCCGCGUCCGGCCAGAGGACUGCAGCAUCGGGCUCCUGCCCAGGAACCACGAUAAGAACCGGAGCAUGGAUGUCCUGCCUCUGGACCGCUGCCUGCCCUUCCUUAUCUCGGUGGAUGGGGAACCCAGCAACUACGUCAAUGCCGCACUGAUGGACAGCCACAAGCAGCCUGCCGCCUUCGUGGUCACCCAGCACCCUCUACCCAACACCGUGGCAGACUUCUGGAGGCUAGUGUUCGAUUAUAACUGCUCCUCCGUGGUGAUGCUGAAUGAGAUGGACACUGCCCAGCUCUGUAUGCAGUACUGGCCUGAGAAGACCUCCGGGUGCUAUGGGCCCAUCCAGGUGGAGUUUGUGUCGGCAGACAUCGAUGAGGACAUCAUCCACAGAAUAUUCCGCAUCUGUAACAUGGCUCGGCCUCAGGACGGGUACCGCAUAGUCCAGCACCUCCAGUACAUUGGCUGGCCCGCCUACCGUGACACGCCCCCCUCCAAGCGCUCUCUGCUAAAAGUGGUCCGCCGGCUGGAGAAGUGGCAGGAGCAGUAUGAUGGGAGGGAGGGACGCACCGUGGUCCACUGCCUAAAUGGGGGCGGCCGCAGCGGAACCUUCUGUGCUAUCUGCAGCGUGUGUGAGAUGAUCCAGCAGCAAAACAUCAUUGACGUGUUCCACAUUGUGAAAACACUGCGUAACAACAAGUCCAACAUGGUGGAGACCCUGGAACAGUAUAAAUUUGUAUACGAGGUGGCACUGGAAUAUUUAAGCUCCUUUUAGCCCAACGGGAUGGGGAACCUGCUGGAGCCCAGAGGCUGCUGCAGCCAAACCCCCUUUUCCUGUGAAUGGCAGUGACUGGGCUCAGGGGCUGAGAGGCGGCCCCCUGCCCAACUCCAAGGAGAAGACUGGUGGUCCCGUGUUCCGUGGUGGGCCCUGCACCUUCUGAGGGGUCUCCUGUAGCUGUGGGGAUGCUGCUCUGAAAGGCCCAGGCUUCCCUUCCACACCCAACCAGCCACAGCCAUGGGCCCACACACACGUGCCCACGGCAAGGCCCUGGAUUUUUUUUGGUUCCCAGAUCUCUUGCUUUUGUUCUUUUCAAGUUUGCGAAUCUCAUGACAAAGCCGACUGUGCGAGUGUUGGGGCGUGACAGGCUCAACUGCACCUCCCUGCCUCAUGUGUC